Messenger RNA from Aricia agestis (brown argus), 649 nucleotides. RefSeq names its product follicle cell protein 3C-1 (gene Fcp3C). The record is from RefSeq and is a predicted model, not a curated record. Lineage: Eukaryota; Metazoa; Arthropoda; Insecta; Lepidoptera; Lycaenidae. Bases 99 to 599 code for a protein of 166 amino acids. The transcript is spliced from 4 exons.
UGCCGCCUAUUUAGUAUUCGUCUGUGAAAUACCGGCUGUGUUAGUAGGUUUAAGUAAUUAGUGUUACUGGUUAAUGCCUAAGUGCUAAAUAAGAAACCAUGGCAGUGGCGAAGCAUCUGGCCCUCUUGUGCCUCCUCCUGGCGGUCGGUAUUGAGGCGCGGCGUAAGCUGAAGAGACACAGCGACGACAGCGCAGACAGUGCCGUCAGCCUGAGAUCCGAUGAGGACUUCGAUGAAGAUUACGGGGAGUUGGAGCCGUGUCAGUGUGGAGUGUUCAUGUCGAUGCAAGUGGGGAUCAAGGAAGGCCGCCGUCGGCCGCGCGGUCCACCGACUGGGGAGCCCGUCGUCACGUACGACACCGACAGCCCCAGCCUGCCCUGCGGCUCUGGAGGCUUCAAGCACUGCAUCAGCAAGUGUCUGGAUGUGAUCCUCAAGUACCUUCCCCGCGCCGGGCCAGUGAUCUGCGGCGCGGUGGAGCGUGACGUGGACCGUGAGAAGGCGUUCCUCUUCAUCCGCAACUGCGGCGGCGCCUGGACGCCCACCAACUUCUCCGCCGGCAAGGAGUUCUGUUGCAAGGACGGCCAACAUGAAAAAUGCUAAACGUCAAACGCGAUUGUCUAUGCCCGCUCUCGGAAUUAACUUUUCCCGCG